AUGGAAGGAAUUGAACACAGAACAGUUGAAGUGAAUGGCAUCAAGAUGCAUAUUGCCGAGAAAGGAAAACAAGGACCGGUUGUUUUGUUCCUUCACGGCUUCCCGGAGCUCUGGUACUCAUGGCGCCACCAGAUUGCGGCUCUCGGCUCUCUCGGUUACCGCGCGGUGGCUCCGGAUCUCCGUGGAUACGGAGAUACCGAAGCUCCCGCUUCGGUAAGUAGUUAUACGAUUUUCCAUUUGGUUGGUGAUGUUAUUGCUCUGAUCGAUUUACUCGGUGCUGAUCAAGUGUUUCUGGUGGCUCAUGAUUGGGGUGCUAUCAUUGGUUGGUAUGUUUGCUUGUUUCGCCCUGAGAGAAUCAAAGCUUAUGUGUGUCUCAGUGUUCCAUUUUUGCCGAGAAACCCUAAAAUCAAACCUGUUGAUGGCAUGCGAGCUUUGUUUGGGGAUGAUUACUAUAUCUGCAGAUUCCAGGAGCCAGGAAAAGCAGAAGCUGAAUUUGCCAGAGUUAGUCCAGAUUUGGUGAUCAAGAACAUGCUUACAAGCAGGAAUUCUGGACCACCAAUCCUACCAAAAGAAGGAACUGUGGUACCUAACCCUGAAGCUUCAAGUACAAAGCCCCUCCCUUCUUGGCUAUCACAAGAAGAUAUCAAUUAUUACGGUUCUAAAUUUGAAAAGUCAGGAUUCACCGGUGGCCUUAACUACUACAGAAAUUUCAACUCAAACUGGGAGCUGACAGCGGCAUGGACUGGAGCACAAAUUAAGGUACCGGUGAAGUUCAUCACAGGUGAUUUGGAUUUAGUUUAUGUUUCAAUGGGUACAAAGCAAUACAUUGAGAGUGGUGGUUUCAAGAGAGAUGUGCCAAAUUUGGAGGAAGUGGUUAUACAAAAAGGUGUGUCCCACUUCAACAACCAAGAAGCUGCUGAAGAUGUUAACAAUCACAUUUAUGAAUUUAUCAAGAAGUACUGA
This is a messenger RNA of Lathyrus sativus (Indian pea), 963 nucleotides long. The record is from the annotation of a GenBank genome assembly. NCBI's taxonomy places the organism in Eukaryota, Viridiplantae, Streptophyta, Magnoliopsida, Fabales, Fabaceae.